This is a messenger RNA of Dioscorea cayenensis subsp. rotundata (Guinea yam), 1380 nucleotides long. RefSeq names its product probable cysteine protease RD19D. Gene Ontology annotation, cellular component: lysosome. Gene Ontology annotation, molecular function: cysteine-type endopeptidase activity. The record is from RefSeq and is a predicted model, not a curated record. Lineage: Eukaryota; Viridiplantae; Streptophyta; Magnoliopsida; Dioscoreales; Dioscoreaceae.
AUGGAAGCUUUCCUCGUCUUCUCCACUCUCCUCCUCUUAACCUGCUCCGCAAGCUCAUCAUCGAUCUCCGGCGAGGAUCCGACGAUCCUUCAGGUCACCGACGAGAUCCACGCCGACCCCAUGCCGCACCUGGCGGUGGAGGGUGAGUUUCAAGCCUUCUUGAAGAGGUUCGGGAAGGAGUACGGCAGCGCGAAGGAGUACGCGCGGCGGCUGCGGGUGUUCGCGAGGAACAUCGUGCGCGCCGCCGAGCACCAGGCGCUGGAUCCGACGGCGGUGCACGGAGUGACGCCGUUCUCCGAUCUCACUGAGGAUGAGUUCGAGCGGCGUUUCACUGGCCUCGCGAUGGAGUCGGAUAAGGGUCGGAUCUCCGCGGGACAGCAUAUCGCGCCGGAGAUGGACACCAGACGGUUGCCGGUUAGCUUUGAUUGGAGAGAGAAAGGCGCCGUUACGGACGUUAAGAUGCAGGGAGUAUGUGGAUCUUGUUGGGCAUUUAGCACAACAGGAGUUGUCGAGGGAGCAAAUUUUGUUGCAACCGGGAAGCUUGUAAGCCUUAGUGAGCAACAACUUGUCGAUUGUGAUCAUACGUGCGACACUGUGGAGAAGGAUGAAUGUGACAAUGGUUGUCGAGGUGGUUUGAUGACCAAUGCCUAUAAGUACUUAAUGCAAGUCGGAGGAUUAGAGGAGGAGAAAUCGUAUCCUUACACGGGAGAACAAGGUGAAUGCAAGUUCGACAAGAGCAAAAUCUCUGUGAAAGUUGCAAACUUCACUAAUAUACCUCUCGAUGAAAAUCAAAUUGCUGCCAAUCUAGUUCAUCGAGGUCCCUCUUGCAGUAGGGAUUGAACGCGGCAUUCAUGCAAACAUAUAUUGGAGGAGUUUCGUGUCCGCUAAUUUGUGUUAAGAAGUGGUUGAACCAUGGUGUGUUGCUCGUGGGAUACGGAUCGAAGGGUUUCUCAUUGUUAAGGUUAGGAUACCAACCAUUUUGGAUCAUAAAGAACUCAUGGGGGACGAAUUGGGGCGAAAAGGGGAUAUUACCGUCUUUGCCGGGGCAGAGGCAUGUGUGGAAUGAACACCAUGGUGUCCACCGUAGCAGUGACAUCCCGGUAAGCUCAAUGUUUAUUUUCAUAUCAAGAAACUUUUUGUGUAGGUUUUGAUGAUGUGCAUGUUUUGGUACUUUGAAGUUUUUAUUGCCAUGAAUGAAUCACAAAACUACCUUCUACGUUCAUGGUGUUCAUGGCUGUGAAUUUUGCCAUGCUUCCAUGUUUUGUAAAUUUGUUUUAUGAUAAAAAACAAAGUUUUGUGGUUUAUAUAUAUAUAUUAUAUAAACCUCUAGCAAGUAUAUACAAAGGUUUAUAACUCAUUAGCAUAGUGAAGAUAAUAGGU